This is a messenger RNA of Oreochromis niloticus (Nile tilapia), 4276 nucleotides long. RefSeq names its product hyperpolarization activated cyclic nucleotide-gated potassium channel 5 (gene hcn5). Lineage: Eukaryota; Metazoa; Chordata; Actinopteri; Cichliformes; Cichlidae. The coding region runs from base 1046 to 2602 and encodes 518 amino acids. The transcript is spliced from 12 exons. Gene Ontology annotation, cellular component: membrane; dendrite; HCN channel complex. Gene Ontology annotation, biological process: regulation of membrane depolarization; potassium ion transmembrane transport; sodium ion transmembrane transport. The record is from RefSeq and is a predicted model, not a curated record. Gene Ontology annotation, molecular function: voltage-gated potassium channel activity.
GACUUUUGGGAAAUGUAGUGCUUAGAAACAAAGGCGAGGAGAAAGAAGAGAAACCACCAGGCAGACAGACUGACAGAAUUAGUACAUUAGAAAAAAUGUACAAAGGGCAGCUGACAUUUAAGAUUCAGGAUAUCAGGUUCAUCGACAUGGUCGACAUCACCAAGCUUCAAGUUCUAUUGCACCGUGGUAUUAAUGAUAUGUCAGUGCUGGAUGAUUGCAGAUUAUUGAGUCCAACCCCAAACAUUUAACUUUCAAACAUUCACAUUUGAGUAGCUGCAACCAGAUUUUUAAAAUAUUUUUAUCUUAAAAAUUAGAAAUAACUUGUUGCAGCAUCACGCUUCCUAUAAAACCUACACUUUAGUAAUAAUCAAGAACGUGUACACGCAGAAAAUUAACAUCAGCACUGCACAGAUUUUAUUUUUCUACACAAUUCUGUAAGAUAUUCUGUUAUGUAAGACGCAGUUGCUGCUGGUGGGUGCAAUAUACACAACGUUGCCUCGGGAGUUUUGGAAUAUGAAAAAUGUUCAUUUUCGGACCUGCAGUACUGAAAGGUAUGUGUGCGCUUCAACAUGUCUACUGGGUCUAUUGUGCGUCAGCACAACAAAGCAAUGCGUAAGCAGAGGCAGUGAGUCACUUAUUCUAGUUUGAGGGCCAGCUGUGUGCUAGAUAAAUAAGCAAGUAAGCAUAUUGUUCACUGUGAUACAUGCACUUCCAUUUUCUGCAGUCUUUGCUAUGCUUUCCACAGUAUUACUGUGUAUGUGAAACAUAUAUAAAUGCAUAUGAUGUCUGCAAUGUAUGCUCAAUUUGAUCCAAAUACUGUUUCAGUGUUCACAAAUGGAAGACAGGUGGAGAGCCAUAGUUUGAGUCCUGAUCGCCUGAUGCCUUGUUGUCCGGUCGGCAGAAAACUUCCAGUAGCUUCUGUUGAAAGACAAAUGAGAGGUCAGAGCUGGUAGAGUCAGGCUCUACUCAUCCUCAGGAGAGGCAGAAGCAGCAGUAGCAGAGGGGAGGAUGGCAUUCGGCUGAUCACAGGGAACUAAAGUUGGCCAUGGAGAAAUUGAAAGGUCCCAACGUAGCAUGCACCAAAGCCAACUGUGGAUGGAGAGCCCUGCUUCUCCCGCAACUGAACAGACAGUCCCUGUACGUGUACGGCAGCGAGGUGGCCGUGGAGAAGGAGUGUAUGCGACAGCUGGAGAGUGGAGUCUUUGUCAUUCACCCUUUCAGCCUCAUGAGGAGUUACUACAUCUUGAUCAUGAUGGUCAUCACAUUUCUGAACCUGAUUGGGAUUCCCAUGGAGAUAGCCUUUCUGGACGGAAACAGCGGGCUGGCAUGGGAAGGCUUUAACGUGUUUUCAGACACUUUGUUCCUAAUAGAUGUGGCACUGAAUUUCCGGACGGGGAUCAUAACCGAGGACGCAGAGGAAGCAAUUCUGGAUAUCAAGCGGAUCCGAGUCAGCUACCUGAGGACAUGGUUCAUUCCAGACGUUAUAGCAGCUUUCCCAAUUGGCUACAUACUGCUGUUUGCGGGACUACAUUACCACAACGAUGACAACCCCUCCAAGACCAACAAGAUGAUGAGGAUACUGAUGUUUGUGCGGAUCCUCAGUUUAAUCAGGCUGGCUCGAGUCUCCAGACUGGUCCGGUUCUUCAACGAAGUGGAGAAAGUGUCAAAUGCAAACCUGGAGGUGGUUCGCCUGUUCAUCCGCAUCAUGUCUCUCUUCACAAUGAUUUUCCUGCUGUGCCACUGGAACGGAUGCAUCCAGUAUUUUGUGCCUAUGCUGGAGGAGUUUCCCAACGACUGCUGGGUCCGCAAAGAAAACCUGAUGAAUGCCACGGUCAUCGUUAAGUACUCAUGGGGUGUUUUCCGAGCUCUCUCCCAGAUGAUUGCUCUCUCUUAUGGCUCCAUGGAUGCUCCAACAAAUUAUGUUGAAAUGUGGAUCGUCAUGGUCAGCAUGGUGUCCGGAUGUCUGAUGUACACCGUCCUCGUGGCCAAUGCGACAGCCAUGAUCGCCAACCUUGACCCAGCGGCCAAGGAGUACAAGAGCAAGAUGAGCCGUUUGGAGCACUACAUGGCCUUCAUGAAGCUCCCUCCAGAGUUGCAGCUUCGCCUCAACAAUUACUACCAGGCUCGCUAUGGAGGGAAGUGGUUUGAUGAGAAGGACGUCAUGGACACCGUGUCCUCAGCACUCAAAGAGCAAAUCGUGACAGUGAUGUGCAGCCGGCUGCUGAGAAACGUGCCGAUGUUUCAGAACAGAGAUCAAAGCUUCAUCAACACCGUCCUCCUCAAACUGCAGUACGAGGUUUUCCAGGAAGGAGACAUCAUCGUCCGACAGAAUGUCCCGGGCGACCGCAUGUUCUUCAUCGAUCACGGCCAGGUCCUUGUGGAGACCGAUUCCUAUGAAAGGGAACUGUGUGAUGGAGACUUCUUUGGAGAGACAUGUGUGCUGAACAAGGGCAAACAUCUGGCCACAGUGAAAGCACUGACCGACUGCCAGUGUUUCUCUCUGUCCUGGGACGACUUUCAGGAUGCGCUGGAGGGCUUCCCAGAUGUCAGGAAGGACUUGGAAAAAUUGGCUCUGCUCAACUCUGAUGGUGGACUCGUGUAAGAACAAAAACAGCACUUGGAAUUACAGUAUUACCUAAAAGGACGACGCGUUUCAUGGGCAUUUUGGGUAGUUGCGUCAUGGACCAUGAGACUCACCCACAUGGACGCCAGUUGGACUCUUAUUCAAGGACAUUAUGGAAAGUUUUAAAGUCUUUCAAUCUAGGAGUUAUUAUGUCUGCUGAUCCAACAGUUAUCAGUAAUAAACAAGACUAAACAUGGUGAAGGAUUUGAUCUCAGUCACCUUCUUCUCCGUAUCCCAGUAAUGAGGCUUAUCCUGGUUUAGUGUUUACAUGGAACACAGAGAAAUCUGGUCAUUCACAUCCUUAUGGUCAUAAGAAAUACUUAACAUUAAUUAAUUCAACUUUGCUGUAGGCUGUAUGCACAUGUGCCUGCUAGCCUUUCACCCUUCCACUAUCUUUUUCAUUUUGAAAGACAACACUUAAGCCAUAAACUAGACACUUUUGUUGCCAGGCAAAUUGUUUCUGUUACGUCAGCUGUAUAGGUAAGCAGCAACAAGAAGCUAGUAUAGUAUACAGCCACUCCAGCUAGUAUAGGAUUUCUCUAGACUGGGGUAAGUUCUUAUACAGGUUAUGGAAAUACACAGGAUUUUACAUAUAUACUAAAAUACUCAGUCAAUGCAUAUUAUUUGUGGCAAAAGAAUAAAAAUUUGGUCAAAUAUAAGCAAUAAGGAGGUUUUACACUAAUUUGGCUGUUAGAGGAACUUAUUUAUGCAAAAGGCAUUCAGUAAAAUUUUUACCAAUUUGUUCAAAUAGUUAUCACAGUUAGGGACUGUUGUGGAGGGCUACACCAAUAAUAACAAAUAAUAAUUAGUGCGGCCAUCUGGAACAGUCCGUUUCUCAUGUGGUCCCUUGGAAAAAUGAAAUGCCCACCACUGGUUUAGACCAACUGUUUUAUCUUUGAUCUACCUGUGAGUGCUCCUGUUCAUGACGGAUGUUUUACCUCAAAACAGUCAUAGUAUGGCUAAUCAUGAAUAUGCACUUGUAACUGUCUGAUUUCUUGGGUUCUUAACCUCUUUGAACUUUUUAUUCCCAGAUCUCAGCAAUUACAUUUACUGCCAUGUUAACAGCUCUGCACUGUGCACAGUAACAACACUAACGUUUGCUUGUUGAAAUGUUGAGUUUCUCAGGUAUUUGGCUUUAAACUAUUAGACAAAGAGAAAUUUUGGUCUUGUGCUCCUCAGGUGACCAUAUUAAUAAAUAUCUUCAUGCAGUCCAGCUCAGAUUUUCUCCAAAUAUCUUAAAAUGAUGAGCUAAAAAAUUAUGAUCACCUCUCUAAUAUGCUGUGCUCCGUCCUGUGGUUAUCUGGCACUUUGUGGCAGAUCCUCAAAGUCCUGUGAGUUGCAAGGCGGAGCCAACGUGAAUCCAAACACAAACCUAUUGUCACCAGGUGACAAUAGGUUUGAGGGAAGUUGUUACUGAAGUGUUCCAACCCAGUUGUCUGGCCAUCAUGAUAAAAAUCUGGUCCUAGUCACAGACUCUCAGGACUACACAUGCAACUUUUCUCCCACAUUCAACAAAAUGACUGUGAGAUCACUUAUUGUCUAAUAUAGCUCAGAGAAUCAUUUCAUCUGUGAUUGGUUGUAAUGUUUUAGCUCAUCUGUGUAGAUAAGACCCAAGUUUUAAUAAACUGGACUUUAGCCAUAAAGAAAGGCAAA